This is a messenger RNA of Xylona heveae TC161, 1242 nucleotides long. RefSeq names its product cystathionine gamma-lyase-like protein. Gene Ontology annotation, cellular component: cytoplasm. Gene Ontology annotation, biological process: transsulfuration. The record is from RefSeq and is a predicted model, not a curated record. Lineage: Eukaryota; Fungi; Ascomycota; Xylonomycetes; Xylonales; Xylonaceae. The transcript is spliced from 4 exons. Gene Ontology annotation, molecular function: pyridoxal phosphate binding; cystathionine gamma-lyase activity. Bases 1 to 1242 code for a protein of 413 amino acids.
AUGACCCAGCACGAGCAUCCUGUUCAGACCCCUCCCCGGGCCCCUUCGCCCGUUCAUCGAUUCGGUACCCUUGCCGUUCAUGCUGGUGCCCCGCAUGACCCCCACACUGGAGCUGUGAUUGAAGCUAUCUCUCUCUCAACGACCUUCGCACAGACGGCUGUUGGACAGCCGGUGGGCGCUUAUGAGUAUACUAGAAGCUCCAAUCCAAACAGAGACAACUUUGAGAACGCUGUUGCUGCGCUUGAGCACGCCCGCUAUGCGCUUGCUUUCUCUUCGGGCUCCGCCACCACCGCCAUCGUCCUGCAGUCCCUGGCUGCCGGCUCCCACGUCGUUUCCGUCUCCGAUGUUUACGGCGGUACCCACCGAUACUUCACCAAGGUUGCUGCCGCCCACGGCGUCCAUGUGACGUUUACGCCCAGCAUCGAGCUCGACAUUGAAGAGCUCAUCCGCCCAGAGACAAAGCUGAUCUGGAUUGAGAGCCCGAGCAACCCGACUCUGAGCUUGGUGGACAUUCGAGCUAUUGCGACUGCGGCCCACAAGCAUGGCAUUCUCGUUGUUGUUGACAACACUUUCCUGAGCCCCUACGUCCAGAACCCUCUGGACCAUGGUGCCGAUAUCGUUGUGCACUCAGUGACCAAGUACAUCAAUGGCCACUCUGACGUCCUUAUGGGUGUUGCUGCUUUCAAUUCCGAUGCGCUCAAGGAGCGCUUGACCUUCCUCCAGAACGCGAUUGGAGCCGUUCCUUCAGCCUUUGACUCUUGGCUUGCCCACCGUGGUCUCAAGACUCUCCAUCUCCGUGCCCGCGAGGCCACCACCAAUGCCACUUCCGUCGCUCAGGCACUUGAGGCUUCGCCCAACGUCAUUGCCGUCAACUAUCCCGGUCUAAACUCCCACCGGCAACGCGCCAUCGCCAUCAAGCAGCACCGCAAGGGUAUGGGCGGCGGUAUGCUGAGCUUCCGUAUCAAGGGUGGAAAAGAGGCCGCCGAGCGAUUCUGCCAACACACCAAGAUCUUCACCUUGGCCGAGAGUUUGGGUGGUGUCGAGAGUUUGUGCGAAGUCCCUAGCAGCAUGACUCACGCUGGUAUUCCCAAGGAACAGCGUGAGGCUGCUGGUGUCUUUGACGACCUUGUCCGUCUCAGCUGCGGUAUCGAAGAUGCCGAAGACCUCACGGCUGAUGCUCUCCAAGCGCUGGAGAAGGCUGUCAGCGGCGCCAAGGUCAACGGCGUCAACGGUCACGCUUAA